AUGGCCGCCUACACGCAGUAUGGUUAUAAUUACCCGUCGGCAAAUCAGUUACUCAACGGUGUUGCACAGUCAGCAGCUGCCGCCGCUGCCAUUUCCAACGGCAUGUCGGCCAACAGCAGCAUGGGCCUCGUUGGCGGCAGCGCACCGUCACCGCUCUCUGGCGGCAAUGAUGCAUCGCUCAGCCCAUCUGGCGGCUCGUCGGCCACCACAACUGGCGGUGUCACAACCACUGGACCGCUUAGUCCAGGUGCAAUUUCGCAAACAUCAAAUAAUACCAACAACAAUAACAACAGCGGCGCUAGCACAGCCGGUCUCAGCAUACUGCAUAGCAGCACCGCCAAUGCAAUCGGCUUGAGUUUGAGCCUAAAUGCAGAUGUCAGCGGUAGCGAGGGUGAUGUCGGCAUGGGUAUAGAUGGUGCAGGCGCCGCCGCCGCCAAUGCUGCCGCUAUCAAUGAUGGCACUACGCCCUGCUGUGAGAAUGGCCGCGCCAUCAUCACAGAUCCCGUCACCGGGCAGACGGUCUGCUCGUGCCAAUACGAUUCGGCGCGCUUGGCGCUCUCCGGCUACACACGCAUGCCGGGCGCGGGUGCCACAGCCGGCGUUGGUGUUGGUGUUUAUGGCACGCCCUAUCCAUCAAGCGAGCAAAAUCCCUAUCCCAGCAUUGGCGUGGAUAGUUCGGCGUUCUAUUCGCCGCUGAGUAACCCCUAUGCACUUAAAGAGGGCAACGCUGGCUCUGACAUGUCUGCGUGGACCUCAGCUAGCCUGCAGCCCACCACUGGUUAUUAUUCAUACGAUCCCAUUGCUGCUUAUGGCUACGGUUCCAGUUACGACUUGGCGGCGCGCCGCAAGAACGCCACACGCGAGUCCACAGCCACACUCAAGGCUUGGCUCAGUGAGCACAAGAAGAAUCCGUACCCCACCAAAGGUGAGAAGAUAAUGUUGGCCAUCAUUACGAAAAUGACGCUGACACAGGUCUCUACAUGGUUCGCGAAUGCGCGCCGACGUCUGAAGAAGGAGAAUAAAAUGACUUGGGAACCAAAGAAUAAGACCGACGAUGAUGAUGAAGCAAUGUUGUCGGACGAUGAGAAGGAAAAAGAUGUUGCCGAUGAGGUUGAUAAGCUGAACAGCGGCGGUGUAGGCGCUGGCGACGUCGUUGGGGGCGUUUACGGUGGUGCAGCUAUGAGUGGCAGUGACUUGCGAAAAGAUGACCCUGUAGUGAAAUCUGAGUUAUUGGGAAAGGAGGACAAAAUGGAUGGUUGCACAGUGGAUGAACCGAAAUUCGGCGAUAUACCCACCCUACGCAACAUGAGUGGCAUCUACAAUUCACCAUAUGGACAACACCCCAGCUAUCAUCCCUACCAACAACAACAAGCAACGGCUUACUACCAACAACAGCAACAACAGCAGCAUGCAGUUAGUAUGACAUAUGGCACAGCAAGCCAAAUCAACGCAGCGGAUGAGUAUAAUGUGUCAAAAAACCUGCUGCGUGCGGCGGACUGUGGUAUACCGCUCCCAGCGAGCAAACCCAAGAUCUGGAGUUUGGCAGACACGGUCGCUUGCAAGACACCGCCACCUCCGCCGCCGCCGACGCUGGCCUCACUGCCACCACCUAUACAAAUGAACACAUAUCAGCAGCAGCAGCAGCUACAGCAACAACAACAGCAGCAGCAGCAAUCAUUGCUGCAGAGCCGGUCGCAAUACUACCAACAAAUGCCGACGCACUUACAACAGCUCAGCCAACUCAAUACACACAGCAGCAGCAACAUACAGCCGGCACACAACAACAGCAACAGCAACAAUUCGACAUCGCUGAGUAUGAUGAACGGCUACGUCGGCGCAUUGCCUUAUUCGCGCAUACCUACGGCGUACGCAGCAGCAACUGGCAGCAGCAACAGCAACAACAGCAGCAAUGGUCAAUUUCUCAAUUUGAGCUCCAGCAGCAACAACAGCAGCAAUGGCAACGGCAGCAGCCACCACAACGGCAGUAUUGGCAGUGGCAGCAGCAACAGUAGCGCUUCGACGCCACCUGCCAUGACGCAAGGGCCACCGCUGCUAACAGCGCAACAAUACCACCAACUGCAACAGCAACAACAGCAGCAACAGCGCUUGGGUUUCAAUGAAAUUCAGCCGGAUACGCCGCCACAAACGCCACCCAACAUGAAGUUAGUGAGCGGCGGCAGCGGUGGCAUUGCCUUGAAUCAGCUGGCGCGCAGCGGUUUAAUGGCGACACCCACGAGCGCCGCGGCUGGCAUGUGUUACAACGGUGGUAAUGGUAUCGGUGUGUCGCAUGGGGGGUACGGCGCGGCGAUGGGUUCCAGUGUGGGUAUCAAUUACGCGUUGGCAGCGGCACGUGCUGAGGGCUGAGUGGGCGCAGAUGGAGGCCAUGAGUCAAUCAGUCGCUGAAGUUAAUAUCGAAAACAAUUAGCUCACGCAACUCGUGUCAUCCGUGGGUUAUGUGCAACAACAAAAGCAGGCAAUAAAUUGUAAAAAUAUAAUUGAAUUAAAUUUUUUGUAGCAAAACGCUCAGCGCUUUCGGACAGCGGACAGCGGAAGUAAGUCACGCUAGUGUUUUUAAAUACUUUUCCUUGUACAUCUGCGUCGUAUUUACAUACAUGUGUCUAUACACCACAAAACCGCUAAUCGGGGCAGUCUCUGCCGUCACAAUUUAAACGCGCUAAUUAUUUUGCAAUAAAAACGUAAUUUGAGUAAGCGGCAAUAAAAAGUAUUUAUAGCAAUACGCGUGCGUGGAAAAAAGGUCGCCUGCCGGCUGCGUAAUUCAACACGCGCGCAUGCGCAGUUAUCCAAAAAAAAAAGCGAAACAAAAAAAAAGUAAGGCAAAAAGUAGUUGAAAACAGCAAAAGUAAUAACUGAAGACUUAAGGCACGAACUCGCCGCAGCAAAUACGUGAAAAUAUGGAGAGGGUGGUCGCCGCAAAUUGCCUGUGCUGUUGCAGUUGUUAUUGUACAAUUAAAAGCGCUUUAUUAAAACAACAAUAAAUGCGAGUUAAGGCAUACGCACAUCCCAUUAGUCACACCAACGGCAGGUUAACGACUCUGCGCACACAGUAGCAGCCACAACUAGGCAGCAAGCUAGCUAGCAGCUGCAACAAUAACACUAUCGGUAACAAGCGCGAAGGUGUUGUAAAAAUAGCAAUUAAGCCUUGAUAAAAUUGCUUGUAAAACUUAUAAAUUAAGAUUAAAAGCACAUUAAAAAAUGGCAAUUAAAAAGUGCUAAAAAAUAACGCAUGCGGCAUUAUUUUGCUGUUGGCGCAAAUAGGGGUGGUUCGUAAACAUGUUUGCAAACUAGAAAAAAAUAAUAUUAAAGCUAUAAGAAAAAUAGAGAAAAAUAGAAAAACGUUGACUUUGG
Molecule: messenger RNA, 3366 nt
Organism: Bactrocera tryoni
Lineage: Eukaryota; Metazoa; Arthropoda; Insecta; Diptera; Tephritidae
Product: homeobox protein caupolican-like
Exons: 5
Coding region: 1-2364 (787 amino acids)
Biological process (GO): cell development; neuron differentiation; regulation of transcription by RNA polymerase II
Cellular component (GO): nucleus
Molecular function (GO): DNA-binding transcription factor activity, RNA polymerase II-specific; RNA polymerase II cis-regulatory region sequence-specific DNA binding
Source: RefSeq, a predicted model, not a curated record